GGGACACUCUAUCAGACAGACUCUCUCACUGGUGGAUUUCUCUUUGACUCGUUCUUUUGCCGCGGGUUCAUCGUAUUACGUUCGUAUUUUCUCUGUACACCAAACAACUUUCUGAGACCAAGAUGAACAAAUUCCUGUGUCUCUGUGUGGCACUGGGGGCGAUGUUUGCUGCAGGUGAGUCUCUGGUCUGUAACACCUGCAAAGUUGGGAUUGCAGGAACCUGCCUGUUCAGCUCCACUGUGACGUGCACCGACUCAGAGCCAAACUGCUACCGCGGAAAUCUGGCUUUCAACGUCAGCGGUUUGCUGAGCCUGCAGACCAGAGGCUGCCUGGACACCACCUCCUGCAACAAAACCCAGACGGGGACCCUCCUGACUGCUGGGUACACCGUCACCAAGACCUGCUGCAGCACCGACCGCUGCAACGGAGCCACUUCCAUCCAGCUCCCUCUGACUGCAGCUGUGGGCGCCGCCCUGCUGGCCAUGUGGAGCACCUGGGCUUACUAGGAAAGGAGGAUCCCGCUCAUCUUCGGGUGUAGUUCUUGUAUGCAAAGGGAUUAAAAACAGGUUUUACCAAGAUGGCUUAGAUAAAACAGUGCCCUAUCCAGCAGCAUCACACAAGCUCCCACAUUGUGAUACUCAUGAUGUUAUGCUCUGUGAAAUAUUUUGAUUCUGACAGAACAAACUCAACAUGGAGGCACAGUGCAAUAGUAGUUUGUUAUAAAGAGAAAUUAUUCAUAUGAUCUGAUCAUCUAUCUCGGAGCCAUCUGAGAAUGGUUAAUUAAAUGUAUGUGUCUAUAUUCAGCUUCUUUUGCUUUGGUAG
Molecule: messenger RNA, 822 nt
Organism: Myripristis murdjan (pinecone soldierfish)
Lineage: Eukaryota; Metazoa; Chordata; Actinopteri; Holocentriformes; Holocentridae
Product: sperm acrosome membrane-associated protein 4-like
Exons: 3
Coding region: 123-506 (127 amino acids)
Biological process (GO): sperm-egg recognition
Cellular component (GO): membrane
Source: RefSeq, a predicted model, not a curated record